This is a messenger RNA of Prunus persica (peach), 5886 nucleotides long. RefSeq lists its product as uncharacterized. The record is from RefSeq and is a predicted model, not a curated record. Lineage: Eukaryota; Viridiplantae; Streptophyta; Magnoliopsida; Rosales; Rosaceae. Bases 217 to 5496 code for a protein of 1759 amino acids. The transcript is spliced from 40 exons.
CUACUGUGACGAGGAAAGGAGAAGACGGUUCAUUUCUCUACUCUCUGCUCUCAUACUCAACAGUUGAACGUCGCUUUCUCUUCCCAUUUCUUUUCGUUCUACAAAAUACAACCUAUCUUUUUUGCUCUCUGAAAACCCUAAAAGUUUUGCUUCACUGCGUGAGCUCCACGCAACAGGCGUCUCCGUACGAAAAUAGAGUCUCAGAGUUUCAAAGCAAUGCUGCAGCGGACGAAAAAGAGCCAAAUGCUUGAAGAUCAUGGUGAUAAGGACAGGGCAUAUAGAUUCAAGAUCCUAUUACCAAAUGGCACAAGCGUUUGUUUGACAUUUCAAAAUCCUAAGCCCACAAUGCCAUUUGGAGAUUUCAUUCAAAGGCUGGAAGAGGAAUACUCUCUCACUUAUAGACGAUUCAGCUCAGGGAAGCGGAAAAGGGAUAUUGAUUGGAAAGGUGGUUGCUUAUUUCUUGAAGAUGCCAAUGAUAGGAAGAUAAGAGGUGAAAUGAAUUUCAAGAACUUCAAGCCACAUGAGUGUCAUAUUCUAAAGCUUCAUGAUGGUUCCCAUGAGAGUGCUUAUACUUUUGAGAAUAUGUGGGAUCUGACACCUGUUACUGAUAUACUAAAAGAAUUACCAGAAGAGUACACAUUUGAGACUGCUCUGGCAGAUUUGAUUGAUAAUUCCCUCCAAGCUGUUUGGGCAAAUGACAGGAGACAUAAGAAACUUAUAAGUGUGGAUGUGGCUGAUGAUGUGAUUUCAAUUUUUGAUACUGGCCCUGGGAUGGAUGGAAGCGAUGAACAUUGUAUAGUGAAGUGGGGAAAGAUGGGUGCUUCACUUCACAGAUCUUUAAGAGAACAGGCGAUCGGGGGCAGACCUCCGUACUUAACGCCAUUUUUUGGAAUGUUUGGUUAUGGAGGACCUUUAGCAUCUAUGCAAUUAGGGAGGCAUGCACUAGUUUCUUCCAAGACAAAGGACUCCAGGAAAGUGUAUACAUUGCAUCUUGACAGAGAGGCUUUACUCACAGGGUCAAACUCUAAUAUUCAAAAGAAAAGAAGAGGGUCAGACUCUGAUUCUAAUUGGAAGACUGAUGGUGGUAUGAGGGAUCCUUUAGAAGAUGAAAUUAGCAAAACUCCACAUGGAAGCUUUACUAAGGUUGAAAUUUUUAAACCUAAAUCGAAAUUGGACAUAUCUCAACUCCAAUGCAAGCUGAAGGAUAUAUAUUUCCCAUAUAUUCAGUGUGAUGAAGAAUCCAAAUCAGGGAAGACCAUAACGCCAGUAAACUUUGAGGUUAAUGGUGUUGAUUUAGCCGAGAUUGAAGGUGGGGAAAUUGCAAUUACGAACGUUCAUUCAUGCAAUGGUCCUGAUUUUGUUCUACAGCUUCAUUUCUCCUGUAAACAAGACAGUAUGACUAAAUCUCCAGAUUCGAAAGCAUAUAUACAAGCUAAUGCUCGCCUCAAGUGUGCCUAUUUUCCUAUGGUUGAGGGAAAAGAGAAUAUUGAGAAAAUUUUGGAGAGGUUAGAAUCUGAUGGAUGCGGAACCUCGGAAAACUUUGAAACCUAUAGUCGUGUCUCUAUUCGGAGGCUUGGUCGCCUACUUCCAGAUGCUCGCUGGGCCCGGCUUCCGUUCAUGGAAUUCAAGCAAAAAAAAGGAGAUAAGGCAGACUUGUUGAAAAUAUGUUGUUUGAGAGUUAAAUGCUUUAUCGAGACUGACGCUGGUUUCAAUCCAACACCAUCUAAGACCAAUCUAGCACACCAUAGUCCUUUUACCACUUCACUGAGGAACUUAGGCAAUCAGCCUCUUGAGAAUGAAAAAGAUGUCAGAAUUAAAAUAUAUAGAGAUGGAAACCAUUUAACUCUUUCUCAACUAAAGAAGGAGUAUGAGGAUUGGAUUCUUCAAAUGCAUGAGCGAUAUGAUGAUGAAGCUCACUGUGGUGAAGAUCAACCUGUUCUUGUUGUCAGUCCUGCAAACAAAAAGGCACUUCGCAUUUCAUCCGAAGUUGCAAGGGUUCAUAAAUCUCUAAAGAGGAAAGGAGUGACCUGGAAAUGCGGCCAGAAAAUCAAACUUUUAAGGGGAGCAUGUGCUGGGGUUCAUAACAACAAUGUCUAUGCCACAAUUGAGUAUUUUUUGCUUGAAGGUCUCGAAGGUGACCCUGGUGGGGGGGCUCGAAUUAUUUGCAGGCCAUUAAGUCUGUCAGUUGACAAGGGAUGCAUCCUUAAAAUAAAUGACGGGGAUACGAGUUUAGAUAUUCGUGACUCCUUAUCUGUACCUGUCAGUGUGAUUGAUUCUGGGAAGUGUUUAGCUGUUGAAAGUAAUGAAUGGGAUAACCAGCUCGAGAAACAACGCCAGAAAUCUCCUUCUACAAUUGAUCUGCUGGAUGUAGAAGAAUGUCAGGAGUUGGGGGUUGAUGGGGCAUUGCCUGUGGAUGCCCCAGCUGGAAAAGUUCCUCCAGAAGUAAUUGUGGCUGUUGUUCGUCCUGCCAGUUAUGUCUCUUCUUGUGCGUCAAAGACCCUUGACCAGAAAUAUAUUGCUAGAACUAAUUUAAAAAUGUUUAUGGAAGUUGAGUUCAGAAGUGAUGCUGAGGGUCUUCGAAAUGUUCGCGACAUUUCGGCAUGUGCAGUACCUGAGCCACGUAAAGGAAUUCAAGGGUUAUAUAUCUUUCCACUUAAAUCCAAGUACCCAGCUUUAUUUCAAACUUCUGGUGUCUAUACAUUUUCAUUCCAUCUGACUGAGUCAAAUUGUAAGCAUGUUGAGAAAAGAGUAUUGAUCAAGCAAGCUCCAAUAGUGGAGUAUAAAGAGAUCCAAUUCACUUGUCCAAAUGGAAAGGCUCCCGUAAUUGGGACUCCAAAAAUGGAGUUUGAUGAGAUUCAGGUUCAGUCUUCGCAUGGCAAGGUUUUGCCUCUCCAGGAUUCCUCUUCAAUUCAACAAGUAGGAAACUUAAUGGUUCCUGUAAUGAAAGCUCCAAAAGUGGAGUAUGAUGAGAGUCCAAUCCCUUGCCCAAAUGAAAAGAUUUUUCUUCUCCAAGAUUCCUCUUCCCUUCCACAAGCACAAAACUUGGAGGCAUCAAAUGUGAAUAAGGAGAAGGAAUUGGAGAAAGACCUUCACCAAAGUGGAAUGCAGAUUGGAGAUAUGGAAAAAAAUUUGGAUGCGCUUAAUAAGGAGAAGGCAGUAAUUGAGCAAGAUAUAUAUGUUGUGCAAGCUUCUGUUGAACGUUGCAAUUCAGAUUACUGUUCCAUGAAAGCAGAAUUGAAACACCGCAUAGAAAGCAUGAGCCACACUGCAGCUUCUACACUCUGUAACCUUUUAAGAGUUCCAUCCCAAGAGUUGAGCAAUGAUUUCAUGGGAGGCGUGAUCGGUUUGGUGGCUUUACUUGGUAGUACUGGGAGCAGUGAGCUUAGCAGGAUAUUAUCUGAGUACUUGGGUGAAGAUCAAAUGCUUGCUGUUGUCUGUAGAUCCUUUGCAGCUGCUGUUGCUCUUGAGAAGUAUGAACACAAUGGGGAAGUUGAUUCUAGGCAUGCUCUUUAUGCAGCAGCAGCUAAGCUUGGGAGAUCCAUAAAUGGCCGGUUUCUUGUUAUAAGCCUUGAAGAUAUACAGCCUUACACAGGUGAUUUUGAUGGUGGUGACCCUCAAAGGAAGCUGGCCUUGCCAUAUCCUAUCUUGCCAAGUGGAAAUACUCCGGAUGGUUUCUUGGGGUAUGCAGUUAAUAUGGUUGACCUGGAUGAGCAUCAUUUACACAUGACGACAGCUGCAGGCCAUGGUCUUCGGCAGACAUUGUUUUAUUUUCUUUUUGGGGAGCUCCAUGUUUAUAAAACUAGGCAAGACAUGUUAGCUGCUCGUGCUUGUAUCAAACAUGGUGCUGUAUCUCUGGAUGGUGGGAUUUUAAGACAAACAGGAGCAGUUUCUCUCGGAUAUGGGAAUCCUGAAAUCUGUUUUCCUGUCUUGCGGAGUGUUGCGGUAAUGAAGAAGAAGAUUGAAAUAUACAAGGAAACGAUGAGCGCGGUCAUUGCUGCCAUAGAGGAAUUUACCAAAGACCAUCAGAAAGCGUUAAAGAAAUUCCGCAAGAAAAACAAGAAGUGGCACGAGCUUGCAACAGUGAAGGAGCGUCGGCUUAUUAAGACUACCUAUAGAUUCUUAAUAACCAGGGAGACCAGCUGGAGUUGGAGAGAGGCAUACAGAGUGAGAGCGGGUGAGAAAAGAACCAGAAAGAUGUUCCAACCAAACAACCAGAUUUCAGAUCAUACAAAGUCAUUAUCUAUUCAAGAUUCAACAGCAUUGAUGCAAGUGGACGAAAAAGAAACUAGUCUAGUUAUGAAGGAUGGGAUGCAAAAUGGAGGAUUCGCGCAAGCAGAAUCCAUCAUCUACUACACUAAGAAACUUCAAGAUGAUUUACAAAUGAUGGGGAUGAAAAUUAAACAGCAUGAAGACAACAUAAAACUUCUGAAGUCUCAGAGAAACAAAUUAGAUGACUCUAUUCUCGAUUUGCAAGUUAUUCUAGGGAAGUAUCAUACCUCAACUGCAUCUAAAAUCGAAAAUGAAGACCAUUCCCACUGUAAAAGUGAGGAGGAAACAACCAAAAAGAUUCUUCAGCGUGAGAAGUCUGCUGCAGGCAUUUUAUGGCAGUUGAAAACUCGUCAUGGCACUCAGGCUGCCCAUCUUACCUUGACCAAGGAUGUCCUGGGUAUUGUUGCAAUGCUUGGCAAAGUAGAGGAUGAUAAUCUUAGCAGGCUUUUAUCAGAAUACUUAGGAAUCGAUACUAUGUUGUCAAUUGUCUGUAAGACUUAUGAAGGUGUCAAAGCUUUAGAAACGUAUGACAAUGAAGGCUGCAUAAAGAAAAGUUCUGGUCUUCAUGGGCUUGGUGCUUCUAUUGGAAGGACAUUAGAAGGCCGUUUUCAGGUCAUUUGUCUUGAUAAUUUAAGACCAUAUGCUGGUGAAUUUGUACCUGAUGACCCACAGAGGAGGCUUGAUCUUCUGAAGCCAAGGUUACCUAAUGGGGAAUGCCCACCCGGUUUUCUUGGUUAUGCAGUAAAUAUGAUCCAUGUGGAUAGCACAAGCUUAUUUUGUGUCACAGCUAGUGGGCAUGGCCUGAGAGAGACUCUAUUUUAUAACCUCUUCUUUCGCUUGCAAAUAUAUAAAACAAGGGCAGAUAUGGUUCCUGCACUUCCUUGUAUAAGUGAUGGAGCCAUUUCUUUAGAUGGCGGGAUGAUUAGGUCAACUGGUGUGUUUUCUCUUGGCAACCGGGAAGAUGUAGAUGUGAGAUUUCCUAAACUGUCAGUGACAUCAAGCCUACCCGAAACCUAUCUUGAUUCUGAAAGACAAAUCAAUGAGUUGAAGUGGAAAAAAGAAAAAAUGCAGGAAGAUAUGAAGAGAGAACAAGCAUUAUUGGACAACGCGAAGUUCAAUUUUGACAGAAAGAAGCAAGAUUUUCUGAAAUUCCUGGCUGAUAGCUCAUCAUAUGCAACUCAGCAUCAAUUUCAGGCAGCAGCGCAAAGCCGAGUGACCUCAAGGUGAGAACUGACGAGUACACGAGGCACCAGCAGACCAUAUAGAAGGGAAGGGAGAGCCUUGAGCACGUUGCUUAGUUGAGCGUCUGGCUGAGAGUCAUGUUUUUAUCUCUUUGUUUUAUGAAGCCAGAAAAUUGUAGUGGGAAAAACAGAGAUGCAUUUUGCUAAGUUAAGUGAGGGGCUCGUGUUGUUCAAGUUUGGGCUUUGUAGAAGCAGAAUUAAGAUUUAAGGAACUUUCGGUUCGGUGGAUAAAUUGUAUGCAUCAAGGGCUUUCAACAGCCUUGAAUUUGCUUAACCAAAUGUACAAUAAUAUGAUAUCAUUGACAAAAACAAACCAAGUUGUGCAUCUUAUUUGUGGGUCAUUCAAAAUUCAAAAUUAAACGGGCUUUUGUCUAAA